AUGGUGGAAGAGUUGGACACCUCGGUUUCAGGAACUUUGAAAUACAAACCGCUUGAGCGGAAGCGCGGGUUUCUGAUUUAUGUUAUGAGAACUUACCCCAUGAUGGUCCCUUACUUGAAGGGAAUCCACUUAACUCUGGAUGGGUGGAGGCCAGGGCGAGACGAGGAAGGAUGGAAGUUGAUGGGCUACAGAGGAGCUACCCCGGCUCCGACUUACAAAGACACCCCAGAAUAUGUUAAAGCCGUACCCCGACUUAAGGAUGACUUAGCUGCGUUGACGUUGCUCACCGCAUCAGAACCUCCCCUCAUUCGGAGGGUGCGGAGCAAUUGGGUGGUGACGGUGUACUAUGGAUUUGGAGAUGCGUCAGCAAUUGGCUUCUGCAGCACCUUUCAAAAGUUUUCGAAACAAAGUGAUACGUUUACUGCAGGGGACAAGAUUCAUUAUCAAUAUGGUCAUUGGUGCUCUGCCAACAGUGAGGAGUCGUCUAACUAUAGGGAACUGUUGAAUUUGGUGGAGGCGCUGGAAAUGCGAGUGAGAAGCAGGGAGUUGUAUGGGGUGGAAAUUUUUCUGUUCACUGACAACUCGACCGCUGAAAGUGUGUUCAACAAUGGCAACUCAUCUUCGAAGUGA
This is a messenger RNA of Cylindrotheca closterium, 630 nucleotides long. Lineage: Eukaryota; Bacillariophyta; Bacillariophyceae; Bacillariales; Bacillariaceae. The record is from the annotation of a GenBank genome assembly.